AUGUCCUCCAACGACAACCCCCCAUCACCACCCACCCAACCACUCCCCUCCGCCUCAACCUUCGACACCACCACCCCCCCCUCUCAAGAAACCGACUGCCCCUUCUGUCACAUCUCCCUCACCUACCCCCCCUACCCCCAUCCUCCCCCCGCCCCUGAAUCCCUCUCCCCAACCCUAACCCAUCCCCACCCAUCAACCCACCUGAUCCUCUCCACCCCCCUUUUGAUCGCCUUCCUCGACAUAAUGCCCCUCUCUGUAGGCCACCUCCUCCUCUGCCCCCGCGCCCACCGCCCAAAACUAACCGACGUCACCCCCGCCGAAUCCGCCGAGCUGGGGAAGUACCUCCGGAUCCUCUCGACAGCAGUCUCCAGAGCGACAGGCAUCAAAGACUGGAACGUGGUGCAAAACAACGGAGCGGCGGCGGCGCAGGUGGUGCCCCAUUGCCAUUUUCACGUUAUCCCCAGGCCAGAACUGAGGGAUAAGAGGAAUGAGAGGUUUACUAGUACCAUGUUUGGGCGUGGGCAGAGGGAUGAGUUGGAUGAGGAGGAGGGGGAGAAGCUGGCGGGGGAGAUUAGGGAGAUGGUGAGGGUGGUGGUGAGGGAUGAUGAGGAGAGGGAGGGUAGGGGCAAGUUGUAG
This is a messenger RNA of Podospora pseudocomata, 636 nucleotides long. RefSeq lists its product as uncharacterized. The transcript has a single exon. NCBI's taxonomy places the organism in Eukaryota, Fungi, Ascomycota, Sordariomycetes, Sordariales, Podosporaceae. Bases 1 to 636 code for a protein of 211 amino acids. Gene Ontology annotation, molecular function: catalytic activity. Gene Ontology annotation, biological process: nucleotide metabolic process. The record is from RefSeq and is a predicted model, not a curated record.